Xenopus tropicalis (tropical clawed frog) is the source of this 3030-nucleotide messenger RNA. RefSeq names its product lysosomal protein transmembrane 4 beta (gene laptm4b). The transcript is spliced from 7 exons. Gene Ontology annotation, cellular component: plasma membrane; endosome; multivesicular body membrane. The record is from RefSeq and is a predicted model, not a curated record. Bases 229 to 906 code for a protein of 225 amino acids. NCBI's taxonomy places the organism in Eukaryota, Metazoa, Chordata, Amphibia, Anura, Pipidae.
GGCUUACAUGCUGAAGAGGAGAAUCCUGCAGAUAUGACUGCUGCUGCUGCUGUGUGCUUGUGUUACCCUGGGCUCAUACACUGCCUGUGCACUGACCAAAGCUGGAUGUUCCUCCUUCACUGAAGGAAGCUGCAUGCCCCUAUUCACAGCAAGGAUACCAGGCAAUUUAUCCUCUGAUACUGACCAAUAUUUCUGCCACUGAGUGACGGACACCAGACAUCUGAAGAGAUGAAGAUGCACUCGCCCUGGGCUCGAUUUUACUCCAACAGCUGUUGCCUGUGCUGUCAUGUGCGCACUGGGACCAUCAUCCUUGGAGUGUGGUACUUGAUAAUAAAUUCUGUGGUUCUCCUUAUAUUACUGAGCGCCCUGGCCGACCCUGACCUGUACCAUCUUCCCAACAAUGAACUAAGAAAUGACUUUGAUUUUAUGGAUGAUGCCAAUAUGUGCAUCGCAACUUCUAUCUCCCUCCUAAUGAUUCUCAUCUGUGCCAUGGCAACCUAUGGGGCUUACAAGCAACAUGCUGCCUGGAUCAUCCCGUUUUUCUGCUACCAAAUAUUUGAUUUUGCCCUCAACUCAUUGGUUGCUGUCAGCGUGCUCGUCUAUCCCAACACCAUUCAGGAAUAUCUCCGGCAGCUGCCGGCCAAUUUCCCCUACAAAGAAGAGAUAAUGUCUGUGAAUCCGACAUGCCUUGUUGUGAUUAUACUGUUCUUUAUCAGCGUCAUCUUGGCUUUUAAGGCCUACCUGAUCAGCUGUGUGUGGAACUGCUACCGUUAUAUCAAUAAUAGGAAUUCCUCAGACGUCCUGGUCUAUGUAACCACUAAUGAUACAACGGUCCUGCUGCCCCACUAUGACGAGAGCGGGAGUGGAAUGGCCAAGGAGCCUCCUCCACCUUAUGUGUCAGCUUAGAAGAAGACUCAAGACUAAAAAUAAUGAACCUUCAAGCAGCAGCUUUACACAUUGGCCGAAAUACUGGGGCAAUAAUACAUUUCUUUCCCUGGUUAUACCCUAUUGAAGCAACAGCACUACCAAAUAUCCUGUGAAUAAACAUUUAAUGGUCCAGAAAUGCUUCAUCCAUGGGUGUCACAACCUGAUCUUAGCUGUGCCCAUGCACUGCCAGAUUGGGGUGCAAGGCCCAAUGAGAUUGUAGUGUUUUCUUCUUGGCUUCAUUACAUGUAAAUCUCCAUGAGGCCUGUGUAUUUUGCAAAGUGUAUUUGUGAGGUAUAACAAUGUACAUCUACACAUCUGUGCUGCCCGCCAUCACCAACAAACAGCACCUAACUGCCUACAUGAAGCUGCUUUUUACUAGAUGGUUUUGCUGCUUUUUAUUUGUUGACCUUUACCUUGGAUACUGGGCAUACUGUAUAUAGAGGAAUACAAGGGGUUAUGUAUUAACAGUGGGAAUAUGUACCCCUGGUCCAGUAACCCAUAGCAACCAACCAACCAACUGAUCUAGAGCAGUUAGUGUAGUUGAGUUGUUUACUAUAGGUUACUAGCAAACACAGCUGCUAUUGCAGUAUAACACUAGUUUUAGUAGUGCUGCUACCCUGCCUCUGUUAAGCCCUUGACCAUAGUUGUACUUAAUAAUAUGCACAUAAGGCGUUGCUAUGGAGUCUAUAGUAUGAGUGGGGUAGGUUGGGUUGCAUGAACCUAAAGGAAGAAAGUAAGGAAUUAAACAUACAUUUUCUAUACUUUCUACUGACUUAAACAUGUCAUUACUCCCAGCCCCAAGGAAACUGAUUUUAAUCUUGUCCUACGGACUAAGGCACCGGAUCUGUUUUAAAGUGAUUAUUAUUAUUAUGAAGGGCAGAGAAUGGCUAUAAUAAUUUUGGACAUCUACAUUCGAGCUAAGGAAGAGCCAACUGUUUCAUCACCCCACAAGCCCUCGAAAAAAGUGGGCGCCACACAUCUAGAUAGACUAUUGUACAAUCCCAUUAAUAAAGGGACACUCAGCGUGACCCCCUGUGAAUUCUACAUAAACAUAUAAUGUUGGCAGCUGCAGAUUAAGAGCAAUAAAAUGUAUUAUAGUCAAGUAAUAUAUCUAGAACACUUAUGUGUUAAUGUGAUAAUGGCACCUCUGUCCUUCCAUAGGGCUUAGGGAAAACCUGGUGGGAAUUAUUUUCUACCAUAGGUGCAAAAAGUGCACUGAACCAUUGCAACCAAUGAGUAGAUUUGGGUGAUCUAAAGAAAGUUAGACUUAUGACAGCAAAUGUUAGCUUGGUUACUAAGGGUAACCCAGAAGUAUGGUGUGUGUCAGCUAAGGGAGAUAUGGCCUAUAUGAGGCCCUGCUAGGAGCCACACCUUGUAAUUAGAAAUUAUUGCUACAACUCUACAGAGCAGUACCUGUAUUGUAAAUAAACCCCUAGUAAAUCCCUAACUGUAGCACUUACAAUCUAAUUUUGUGCCUGGGUGACACUGGGGCGAGGAGGGGGCAAUUAAGUGACAGUGAGCGUCUGUGUAUGAUCAGAGCUUCCCUGCAAUAAGAUAAGUGCAUUAGCUGGGAUACCUGUCAACACGUCAUUCUGUUUAGCAGCAUUCAGCCAGGGCACCGAAUUGACAUUGAUGGCCUUGGCUUUGCAUUUCCGGUUGAGGGAUUACUGAUGAGCAUCAGUAGCCUAUAAUUAGCCUAUAAUUAGCUGUACAUGUAAGUACCAUGUGUUCAUUACUGCUCACAUGCACCGCUGCCAUUCCCUUCCCAUCUGAUCAGGAUCCCUAUAAAUAAACAAACCUGUUGUUUCAUUCCAAGUGUCAUCCCUAAAACUUACACACCUGUAACCUGAAUAGAGCCAACACGUCUGUUUUUGUUCCAUUUCUAUUAGGCAGCUUGGUUAUUGACACGUGAGCAAUCAUUGGAGACUAGCCACAAGCAAGUAUUAGAGAUCCGCAUUGACAUUUCCACUUAAAUAUUUCAUAUUUAGACCAAACCGUCAUUGUAUCUAACAGUUCAAAGGGAAUCCGUUAUAAUAAACAUUCUAAUUUGUGCCUGUAAAUCUUGUGUAGCACUGAGUAUAGUAAAGUAAUAUUGUAAAAACA